UGGUGGUGGUAAUGAAGGUUAGUGUUGGGUUGGUCGGUGAAGAGGCCAGUAGAAAAUUGCCCAUCUGCCGCCAAGACCACCAAAUAUAAUAUCAGAUCAUUUGAAUUUGAAUCUGAACACAAGCUUGUGCAAUGCACACAUUAUAUAUUUUAAUAAUAUACAUAUAAUAGGAAAGAUAACAACGUAUACAUGAAAACGUUGACAUAAAUGUAAUUGGUGUGAAAACUAAAAAUAUAUUAAGUAUACAGUUCCUGAGUGGAUGAGUCUGAAUUGAUAUUUUAAGUGAAAAGAAGAAACGAGUAAGAGACAGAGUGAUAAGUCGGAUCAAAGAUUUGACGAAUGCACAAGAAAGAACUUUCGUCUCUGCCAAGAAGCGUCCAGCACCCGACAACUCAGUGCACAGGUAAACCCACGAAUGAAGCAACUUUCCCGCGUGGAGGUGCUUUAAGGAGCAACGACGGAGAGAAAGAAAAAGAGAGCGAGCUACGCCUCUACCAUGGCCGCCACCACAACUCCGGACGAAGCCACCAGGAUACACACCAAUUACGCCUCCUACAGCGGAAAGGCUGAGAGCCAGGCGACGCUUGCUGAGUCUGCGGAUGGUUGCUCCAGAGAGGAUGGGGACGACGGCAGAGCAGGCGGCGCAGAGGGCGAGGGACGCGCCCACAAGGGCCUCUCAGCAGGCUUGGCGGCACUAUUUCUCUUGGCCGAGAUGGCGGGCGCCGGCAUCCUCAACCUGCCCCGGGCGGUGGCCAACACAGGGUGGGGGGGGCUGCCGCUGAUGGUGGUGCUCGCCCUGGCGGUGGGGUUCGCGGGCACGCGGCUGGGCAUGUGCUGGGUGUUGCUGGAGGACCGCUGGCCGCAGUAUCGCACGCCCUGCCGCCGUCCAUACCCAGCCAUCGCCCGCCGCGCCCUCGGCAUCCCGGGACAGGUCGUGGCCGAGGCGUCAGUGUUGUUCACGCUCUUCGGUGCCUCCACAGUGUACCUCCUCCUCGCCGUGCAGAUGACCCACUCCCUCCUGAGCCAUUACGUGCCCACCCUCAGUCCGUGCGCGUGGUGCCUCAUCCUGGGCGUCCUCCUCUGCCCCACCACCUGGUUCAGCACGCCCAAGGAUUUCUGGGGAGCCCCAGUGCUGGCCUUGGGGGCUACGCUACUGGCCUGCCUGGUGGUGUUGUCGGAGGUGGUGGUGCAGAGGGACACCCACGAGCCGCCACUCUUCCCGUCCCCGACUUUCCACUCCGUGUUCCUGGGCUUCGGCGCCAUCCUCUUCGCCCUCGGUGGAGCCUCUCUGUUCCCUACCAUCCAGAACGACAUGAAGGACAGGUCACAGUUCCCCCACAGCGUCAUCCUGACAUUCCUGG
Messenger RNA from Eriocheir sinensis (Chinese mitten crab), 1361 nucleotides. RefSeq lists its product as uncharacterized. Gene Ontology annotation, cellular component: vacuolar membrane. The record is from RefSeq and is a predicted model, not a curated record. Gene Ontology annotation, molecular function: L-proline transmembrane transporter activity; L-alanine transmembrane transporter activity. NCBI's taxonomy places the organism in Eukaryota, Metazoa, Arthropoda, Malacostraca, Decapoda, Varunidae. Gene Ontology annotation, biological process: L-alanine transport; amino acid transmembrane transport.